Phaedon cochleariae (mustard beetle) is the source of this 1086-nucleotide messenger RNA. Lineage: Eukaryota; Metazoa; Arthropoda; Insecta; Coleoptera; Chrysomelidae. The record is from the annotation of a GenBank genome assembly.
AUGGCUAUGUUUUUUAGAGCCCUCGGCAGAAAUAUUCCAUAUUUGAAGCAACAAUUUGGUGCUCUCCUGGGCAAUACUAGUACAUCUGUUAAAUUCAUAUGUGGGGUAGUUCUUUUUAGCUAUGGUUUAUCUUUCUCAGAAGAAGCAAUUCGAGUCAUAUCUGUUACUCCAGGAUAUCUUAUGCCCCCAUCAUUUUGGUUGUGGACAGCCUUCACGUUCUGUUUCUUAGAAAUUCAUUUUUGGGAAGUGUUGGUGGACAUUAUAACUGUUGGACUGUGUGGUAAACUUAUUGAACCAUUAUGGGGGCAAAUGGAAAUGUUAACGUUUUUUGCUAUUGUUAACUUCGGGGUUGCUGUCAUAACUACUGCGUUUUAUUUCAUUUUAUACUGCUGUACAUUUGACACAACAUUCUUGUUCACUGUGCAUAUACAUGGACUAGCUGGUUAUAUUGCAGGAGUAACAGUAGCAGUGAAACAGAUCAUGCCAGAUCUGGUUAUAAUCAAGACACCAUUGGGAAAAUUGAGCAAUAGGAAUGUACCACUCACAGUUUUUUUCUUAUCUGUUAUUUUCAAGCUUGUGGGGCUUGUUGAUGGUACCUACCCCACAAUGUUCUUGAGUGGUCUUAUAGUUAGCUGGAUUUACUUGAGAUUCUAUCAAAAACACUCAAAUGGUUCAAGAGGAGAUAUGGCAGAUUAUUUCACAUUUGCAAGUUUUUUUCCCAAUGUUAUUCAGCCCCCUAUUACUGUGUUGAGUAAUGUGAUUCAUACUGGCUUGGUCAAAAUUGGAAUAUGUAGAAAGGUAGUCAGAAAAUUUGACAUGUCAAAUCCAACUGGGGUUUCAGUAACUGUUCCUGUGCCUGAUCAACAUGAUAUGGAAAGACGAAGGCAAAUUGCACUGAAGGCAUUAAGUGAAAGGUUAUCAAAAUCCUACAGUGACAAACAACCUCUGAUCCCUUUAAAGCAGAAUCCAAAAAUGUUGCUGCCUCUCCACUCUCCUUCAACUUCACAUUCAAAGCAGCAUCCACAAAUGCAACCUUUGAGUAAUAAAACACCUCCAAAUAUAGCUCCAAAAUCUGUUGAACAGUGA